GAGAAAAUAAAAGAUUGAAAACAGUAGUUAAUAACAAAAAGAAAACAAAAGCGAAACGGCGCGCAAUCUCGGUGUUCGUGAAUAUAUAUUCCGCCCCACAUCUUCUUCCAUCUGAACACCGACGCCACCAAAACCCCUUCUCUGAUUUCUCUGUCUCUGCAAAUUGCUGAGACUCUGCGAAUCAAUGGCCGGGCCGACUCAAGAAUCCGUCGAAAUCUUCAUGAGAGUCACCGGUGCUUCCGAGUCUCUCGCCCUGCGCAAGCUGGAGGAAUUUAGAGGCAAUAUCAAUGCAGCUGUCAAUUCUCAUUUCAGUGAAGGGUACAAUUUCAAUCAAUAUUCUGCACCACAGCAUAACUACACCAAUGUGAAUAAUGAGAGUCAAGGUGGACAGAAUGGGCUUUGGCCACUUCUUAAUGCCGCUAGAAGUUUCAGGCCAUCAUACCUUCUUGAUCCCAAUUAUAGAAGACAAUUUUUUGACCAGAUGCGUAGAUCUCGAUCAAUGGGUCCUCCAUCUUCUAUUUCACAUUCACAACCAGGAGGUAUGGGGCCAGUUCCUUUAGAAUUCAAUAGCUUUGCAGCUCAGCCAUCUCACCAAGUAAGGAGGACUACCUUUGAAGAUGGAAAUAACACCUCAUCAUCUAGUUAUCAACAAAUAGGGAGUGAUACUGAGGAUGGAAUGCUUAGAGCUGCUAUUGAGGCUUCAAAACAGGAUUCCGACCUUGAGCUCUUACAAAGACAACUUCAGCAAGAGGAUGAUGAUCUUGCUGGUGCAGUUUCAUUGUCGUUGAGGGUGGCUUUGGAAGAGAGAGCAAUUCGUGAGCUGAUGCCGGAGAAUGAAGAUGAAGUUUCAAGAAUGGGAAUAAGAGAAUGUAGCAACAGUGGACCGAAGGAGUGCAAAGAAGGCACUAGUUUUGAUCACCAGCACGAACAAGAUGCAUCUAAACAGUGGGGUGGCAUCACUUCGAAGGAGUUAAAUGAAUCGGUAUUGCUUGAAGCUGCCAUUUUUGGGGAAGUUUCUGAAGACUUUUCAGAGAACGCUCUGCCAGGAGCUCAUUUGCAAAAUGAUCAAAUUCACGGCUCGAGUAAGGGCAGUGAUCUGCAACCUGUACCAUGUUUCUCAAUACCAUCUUCAUCAACACAGCAGUCACAAUGGCAACAAAAGGAAACUGAAAGAAAUUUAGCUGGUCAAGAAGCUCCAUUUCCUCCAGAACCAGAAAUAAAUGAUAAAGAUACAGUGAGCCUCCUUCUUCGUAUGCCAGAUGGAAGUCGCCAUGAGUGCCGCUUUCUCAAGUCCGACAAGCUUCAGCUUCUUUUCAACUUCAUUUAUGGUAAAUUGGGUAUGAAGCCCGGCACAUAUAGAGUGGUUAUGCCAUAUCCCAGGCGUGGUUUCGGAGUUGAAAGUGGUUCAAUGAUGUUGAGAGAUCUCGGCCUCUCUAGCAAGCAAGAGGCCUUGUUCGUGGAGUUAAUAUAAGAUUACAUUUUCCACCAACCUUGUGGAGUCAACAUCGCUGAAGUUGAUGGAGAAUCAAAUAAAUAGGUGGCCAUGCAGACAGGUGCUCAAGCCAAUUUUGUUUUAUGUAUAUGAAUAGUGGAAAAAUAUUGGCAACUUCAUGGCGUCGGUGGCUAGAAGAAAAGAGAGAGAUUUAAAAAAUUGUUUGCACGGUCAUGACUAAUGGGCUGUUUGAGUAUUUUCAUAUAUGCUUCUUAAUAGAUGAUCCAUCUAUUUAAAUCAGUUGACUUGAUUAAUAAUAUUCUAUGUCAGAUCUGAAGUCCUGUAAAAAAAUUUUUGGUCCACGUCCAUGUUAUCAUUCCCACAAAAGACUUUCAACGUCUCAGACUUUUGCACUUGAUAUGGAAAAUUGUGCCAUCAAAGCUAUGCUCAACA
Molecule: messenger RNA, 1885 nt
Organism: Momordica charantia (bitter melon)
Lineage: Eukaryota; Viridiplantae; Streptophyta; Magnoliopsida; Cucurbitales; Cucurbitaceae
Product: UBX domain-containing protein
Molecular function (GO): ubiquitin binding
Source: RefSeq, a predicted model, not a curated record